UGUGACCGCAGACUUCCAGACCAACCUUGCACAUAUCAGCAGAUAUCAAAAAAAGGUUUUUAACUCACUUCCAACACUAUGUUACCCCCCACAUACACCACAACAAUCCCUCCCACUUAUGCCCUCCCCUCGCCUUUAUAAACUGCUCAAGGAUCCUGCAGUCAGACAGAAAUCCGCCUUUCCACUCUUCGGCUUCACCACACCGUCCUACAGCCAUGACUUCCAUCACUGGACUUUGGAUAAUUGCACUGGUGGCAGUUCUUGGUGCAAAUCUGGGAGAGUCCAAGAAGUACUCUCUUAAUGAGCCCAACGUCCCAUUCCCUCCCGCCUCUCCCACCACUCACAACCUGGCUGCCGUUUGCCAUCAGGGUCAGGGUCGUCCCAGAUAUCCAGAGAGCUUCUUCCCACGGUCCGGUUCCAGCCACUUCCGCCGCCGUGGGAAAGCCAUCAACCGCCUGGAGUCGUGGUUCACGUUGUGCUGCAGCGGACGAGUGGCUCAGCAGAGCAGCCAGAUCCUCUGCUGCACCCAGCAAGCUUGGAAACAAGCUCUGUCUCAGUUCUGUGUGGAUGAAUAUUCCACCAUGACCGUCCCGUACAUUUGCUGCGAGGCCACAGGAGACGCUCGCUGGAGCUGCUUCAACAGCGAGUUGGAGAAUCCAAACUACAACCCAACGCCAGGCUACACAGCUCCUCCGAUGAACUGGGAGCCGGGAUUCACCUUCAACCCCAGAGCUUGCUAGAGCUAGAAACAAGAAUACAGCAGGAGAGUUCAGUAGAGAAAUCUACUGUGUAUUCGUGCAAGAAGGAAAAAUCUGCAAGAUAAUGUUGAAUUAAUGCUGCACUCCAAAUCUGUACUAUAUCUGUAUCUUGUCUUUGUCUCAGGCUCUCAAAGGAGGACAGGAUGUUUGGUGUAUGUUGUGUCAGGACAAUAAAAGUCCCAUUAAUUCACUUUCAACAUGCUUACAUGCUUUUUAUCAGUGUAGUAGCAAUCAAAGAUACAAUAUUGGACUUGAUUUAUGAGUUUCAAGAGGAAUAUAACCACAUUUUAGCAGCUUUUCAACAUCCACGCAUGAAAAAAUGGGACAAAAAGUGUUCACCAGAGGUCACAAUUGGCUGCAGGAGUUAGAUGUGUGAUAUUUACAUAAUGAAAGUUUAAAUGUGCUGACCAGCUUGACUAGAAAUGUACUGUAAGGAGACACAAAUAAACA
Molecule: messenger RNA, 1208 nt
Organism: Amphiprion ocellaris (clown anemonefish)
Lineage: Eukaryota; Metazoa; Chordata; Actinopteri; Pomacentridae
Product: extracellular matrix protein 1-like
Exons: 3
Coding region: 216-740 (174 amino acids)
Biological process (GO): regulation of bone mineralization; signal transduction
Cellular component (GO): extracellular region
Source: RefSeq, a predicted model, not a curated record